Pieris brassicae (large cabbage white) is the source of this 1046-nucleotide messenger RNA. RefSeq lists its product as uncharacterized. Gene Ontology annotation, cellular component: extracellular region. The transcript has 2 exons. Gene Ontology annotation, molecular function: chitin binding. NCBI's taxonomy places the organism in Eukaryota, Metazoa, Arthropoda, Insecta, Lepidoptera, Pieridae. The coding region runs from base 1 to 453 and encodes 150 amino acids. The record is from RefSeq and is a predicted model, not a curated record.
AUGAACGUAAAGAUUGAGGUUAUUAUUUUGUUGAUUUGCUGCUAUAUUUGGGGAGCAUUAUGUGUGAACUGUACGGAGAAAGGAGCCGGCCGAUUUGCAGACCCCACAGACACAACUUGUAAACUCUACGAUUUAUGCGUUUUCAUUGCCAGUGACAGUUCUUACCAAUCAUACAACUUUACCUGUCCGGAAAAAACGUUAUUCGACCCUGCAAACGCCGUUUGUUCUAACAAAUACAAGUGCGAUUCUACUAAUGAUGACCCUCCAGCUUCCUGUAACAAAGUAGGGCGUAUAGCUGACCCUUUAGACAUUACCUGUCAGAGGUACUUUUUGUGCAUCAGAGCGUCAGAUGGGUCCAUAGUACCGUAUCCAUAUACAUGCCCACCCUUCUCUGUGUUUAAUCCUAACUCCGGAAUCUGUACAAGCUCAUCUAAUUAUCAAUGCCUUUUAUGAACAGAUACUUAUAAAUAAAAGAAUAUUGUUUAAUACGUUAUAUUGACAAAUAAAAAUCUAAUAUCUUUAUUCUAAAACUGCUAUGUACAAAAUCAAGUGUAUUUAAAUAGGACGUUUUCCCCUCUUACGGAGAAUUUUCACUUCCGGAUUUUGGAUCACAUCUUUCGGGACCUCUGCUUUUAGUAAAGAAGCUAAACGUCUUGCUUUCUGAAUAUUCCGAUCAAGUGAAAACGCAUCAUACGUGUUAUCUACAUCACUAGGUGUCGGCGUUUUCUUCGUGGCAAAGAAAUGACGAAAAUAAUUCUCUCGCACUUUAUUUAUAAAAGAGGCUGGAGGUGGUUUAUGUUUUGGUUUCUCCCCGACUGUUAUUGUUGUGGGUUCUCGCCAUGUAUUGACAAACGCAGUAUAACGUUUGUCGUUUACGGGGACAAUUUGCCGCUCGAAAUCUAAACAAUCUAUUUCUGGAUAACAUGUUACUAAGUAUGUUGUAUCAUUAAUGCGUCUUACUUGAUAAUUCUUCACAGUGUUACAUUUGUUUAUAAGCGUGUUAAAUACGUACUGAUAAAGGAGAAAGAAUUUUACUAAAUACAUUC